AUGCUUCUCAACACCGUAAGCUCGAUUGUGAGCCAAGCGGGGCAGCAGUGUGGACUUCACAUUGCCGCACAUCCCGCAGUGAGCCAGACCCUGCUCCGAGCGUCGUCGCUGGCACUUGCAGCGACAGCGACCCGGCUGGUGCCCAGAGCCUAUUCGCUCAUGGCCGCCAGAUCGCUGGCUUCCACCUCUGGGCCGUUCCAGUGCCACCCGUCCGUGGCAUUUGAUGCCCCGACCAUGGCCACAUUUGAGCAGCGCAUCGCACGCCACUCGAUGCAUGCUCCCAAGCUCAAGUACAAGUAUGACACCCAGAAGGUCCCGCUUCGGAAGGCCUCUGUACUGAUUCCGCUCUGUACCCACCGCGGCAAUCCGGCCGUCCUCUUUACGGUCCGAAGUCAAGAGCUCAGGAAGCACCGAGGCGAAGUGAGCUUCCCUGGCGGCGUCCAAGACGAGACCGACUCCUGUCUCAACGAAACCGCUCUGCGCGAGACCUUCGAGGAGGUCGGCAUCCCCCCGUCGCAAGUCAAGAUCCUCGGCGACUUUCCGCCCGUGCCUGACCGAGAGUCUGUGAUCGAGAUCACUCCGACGGUUGGCUUUAUCGGCGAGAUCGACGAUCCCAAAGCGCUCUGCUACAAUCCGUCGGAAGUCUCAGAGGUGUUCUUGAUGACCUUGGACGAGCUAACGGACAAAUCCAAGCAUAAAUGCAAAAACUUCAAAUGCCACUGUCUCGGCGUUCGCAUGAACGGCACCGUCUGGGAGAAGGACGACAAGGUCAUCCGGGGACUGACGGCCCAUAUCCUCGAAAACACGCUCAACACUCUGCUUCAUACCAAGGUGUAA
Molecule: messenger RNA, 837 nt
Organism: Polychytrium aggregatum
Lineage: Eukaryota; Fungi; Chytridiomycota; Chytridiomycetes; Polychytriales
Product: NUDIX hydrolase domain-like protein
Exons: 2
Coding region: 1-837 (278 amino acids)
Biological process (GO): nucleoside diphosphate metabolic process
Molecular function (GO): manganese ion binding; magnesium ion binding; coenzyme A diphosphatase activity
Source: RefSeq, a predicted model, not a curated record